UAAUGGGGUCGGAUUUGGGCAAAGACUUGAAUUUUUCGGAUAGUGUACGGAUAUUACCCACAUCCGACCCGCAUUAAAAAUAAAAAAGAACUACCGAACUAGUUUCAGGCUUUCGCCCUCUCACUCUCAGCUUCAGUACAACGGCUCUAUUUUGAUGUGAUUCACCUGGUUUUCUUGAAGAAGGGAGAGCUGCAAUGGAGGUUUUGAUUGAAAGGAAGGAAGGCAUUGAAGAUAAAAAUGAACGGUGCAACCAAAAUGGGGUUGAGAUUGAAACAUUUGCGGCUUUGAUUGAAGAAGAGGGCCUUGAUAGCAGUUCAAGCUGUGAUAUUUUUUUGACAUCUGAGAUUACAGGGCAUGAGGAAGAGGAACAGAGUCACAGUAGCUCUGAGUCAUCUUCACCACCUUCAUUGGGCUGGCCUAUUCAGAAAGCUGAAGGUACCAGACUGCACCACUAGUUCUAAUGGUAAUGAAGAUGAAAGAGAAACCCCACUUGGAUGGUGGUAGGAAUUUAGAGAAACAAGGUUCAGCAAUAUCAAGUUUUAACUCUCUCUCUCUCUCUCUCCUUCACAGUGAGACACAUACAACCACAGAAACACAAAUGUUAAAAUGAUAUUGUCAAAUAGUCUGAUUUUGGGUUUUUGGGAUGAUAGAGAUUGAGAUGAUGAAGGAAAGGUUUUCGAAAUUGUUGCUUGGAGAAGAUAUGUCCUGUUGUGGAAAUGGGGUUUGCAUGGCAUUGUUGUUUGUUUCCUAGUUUAAUUAGGUGGCUUGUUAUUGUUUGGCAUCACAUGCAUGAACACGUUGUGCUGUCAUGAGAUGUGUGACACACUUGUAGAUUCAUUUUAUCAACACAGUUUAUCUGAUGGUACUAGCAGGGUCACUGACUUACUGGACAUGAGGACAGUAACACAAAUUCCCAGCACUUCACAGAGCUAUGUCUCACGCUGAAAUUCAGGUUCCAAGAGUCAAACUUGGAAACCAGGGUUUAGAGGUUUCAAGGUUGGGAUUUGGGUGUGCUGGGCUAACUGGGGGAUAUAGUGAUCCCCUGUCUGAUGAAGAAGGAAUUUCAGUCAUAAAGCAUGCUUUCAGUAAGGGAAUCACUUUCUUUGACACAGCAAAUGUUUAUGGAGCCAAUGCUAAUGAAAUCAUGGUUGGAAAGGCUUUGAGGCAGUUGCCGAGGGAUAAAAUCCAGCUUGCCACCAAAUUUGGUCUUCUUAAAGUGGAAGCUGAUGGUAUGGAAGUUUGUGGCCGCCCAGAAUAUGUAAGGAGUUGUUGUGAGGCUAGUCUUAAACGACUUGGCGUGGACUGCAUUGAUCUAUAUUAUCAGCAUCGGAUUGACAAGUUGGUUCCAAUUGAGGACACUAUGGAAGAGCUUAAGAAGUUGGUUGAAGAGGGGAAGAUAAAGUAUAUUGGGUUAUCUGAAGCUAGCCCAGAUACAAUUCGGAGGGCUCAUGCAGUUCACCCCAUUACUGCAUUACAGAUGGAGUGGUCUCUGUGGACCCGUGAUAUUGAAGAAGAGAUAGUCCCCCUUUGCAGGGAACUUGGAAUUGGGAUAGUGGCUUACAGCCCUCUUGGCCAUGGUUUUUUUGGAGGGAGGACAGCUAUUGAGAGUGGGCCAGCAGUAGGUUUAAUGUCUACACAUCCAAGGUUCACGGGCGAAAAUCUAGACAAGAACAAAGUACUAUAUGAGCGAGUUGUGAAGUUGGCUUCUAAGUAUGGCUGCACCUCUGCUCAACUGUCUCUCUCAUGGCUUCUCCACCAAGGUGAUGACGUGAUCCCAAUCCCUGGGACAACCAAGAUUAAGCAUGUAGAUGAUAAUGUUGGCUCCUUGAAAGUGAAGUUCACUGCAGAGGACUUGAAAGAGAUUACAGAUGCUGUGGCCAUCAAUGAGGUGGCUGGUGCUAGAAUCCAUGCAGGGAUAGAAUUGUACUCUUGGAGGUUUGUAAACACACCUUCAAAGAGUAACAAUGCAUCAGAACAAGACUCAUGAUUUAUUCGGUUGCGCUUGACUGGCUUAUUGUUCUUAUAAUUAUAAAACUACUUUGAGGAAAGAGAUUAAUGGUGUGUUUUGAGUUAUGAUACUUGCAGGAAUGCAGUUGAAACUGUAUUUGGUAAACUAUUUGAAAUAAUUUAUGGUAUUUAAUCUUUAUCUCCAAGCUUUUUUGUUAGCAAAUCUUUACCUCCAAGCUAGCAUCAGAUUUUCCCAAGGAAAA
This is a messenger RNA of Quercus lobata, 2210 nucleotides long. Its product is annotated as probable aldo-keto reductase 1. Gene Ontology annotation, cellular component: cytoplasm. The coding region runs from base 932 to 1987 and encodes 351 amino acids. The record is from RefSeq and is a predicted model, not a curated record. NCBI's taxonomy places the organism in Eukaryota, Viridiplantae, Streptophyta, Magnoliopsida, Fagales, Fagaceae. The transcript is spliced from 7 exons.